AUGCCGCAGCUGCUAGACAACAUCAGGGCCAUGUACACUAACAGUCCGCACGGCAAAUUUAUAAAUCUCUUUCUCUUUCUCUCUCUUUCUCUUUCUCUCUCUCUCUCUUUCUUUCUUUCUUUCUUUCUUUCUCUCUCUGUCUCAGUGACAUCGACUCUCUCCCUUUCUGUCUCUCUAUCUGUCUGUCUCUUUCUGUCUUUCUCUCUCUCUCUCUCUCUCUCUUUCUUUCUAUCUGACUCCUCUCUGCCUCUCUCUUUCUCUUUCUGUCUCUGUCUCACUGUCACCCUCUAUCUCUCUCUCUUCCUGCCUGUCUAUCCGUCUCUUUCUCUUUUUCUCUUUCUCUCUAUCUUACUGUUGCUGUCUCUCUCUCUCUCUCUCUCUCUCUCUCUCUUUCUGUCUGACUCUUUCUCUUCCCCCCCUCUCUCUCUCUCUCUCUUGCAGUCUCAGUUACUAUCUCUCCCUGUCUCCGCCUUUCGGUAUGUAUCUUUCUCUCUUUCUCUCUCUCUCUCUCACUGUCACUCUCUCUCUCUCUCUCUCUCUCUCUCUCUCUCUCUCUCUCUGCAUCUCUGUUACUUUCUGCAUUUCUUUCUAUCUCUAUCUGUUUCACUGUCACUGACUCUGUCUCACUGUAUCUUUCUCCCUUUCUCUGUCUCACUGUCUCUCUCUGUCUCUUUCUCUUAUUUUUUUCUCUCUCUCUCUCUCUCUCUAUCUAUCUAUCUCUUCCUCGCAAACGGAAUGAAAUGUGUUCGGCAAACCAGUGAACCUUACACUGGUGGAUGUGGGACCAAAAGCCCUUCAUCAAGCGGAAUAGUAACCCUCAUCAUCUCCUACCCCUUCUCUCUCUCUCUCUCUCUCUCUCUUCUCUCUAUCUAUCUAUCUAUCUAUCUAUCUAUCUAUGCCCCCUAA
Acanthosepion pharaonis is the source of this 906-nucleotide messenger RNA. The record is from the annotation of a GenBank genome assembly. Lineage: Eukaryota; Metazoa; Mollusca; Cephalopoda; Sepiida; Sepiidae.